Messenger RNA from Camelina sativa (false flax), 1686 nucleotides. The record is from RefSeq and is a predicted model, not a curated record. NCBI's taxonomy places the organism in Eukaryota, Viridiplantae, Streptophyta, Magnoliopsida, Brassicales, Brassicaceae.
GAGUAUUGAGAUUUUUUUUAAUUUGGAUAAGAAAAAAGAUAAAAGAGAAAUAAGGAGAGUGAAAGCGAGCCACACGAUGGGGUAUGGCGGAAGAAGCAUCGACCGAAAGUAAUUGACACGGAUCAAGCUGCUAUUGACUAUGAAAGACUCUGUUUCCAAUUACAUUGCUCGAACUCCUCUGCUCUCUGCAUUUGUCGCUGGGAGUUCUCACAUUACCUCUCGGAACAUUAAUCCUCCCUCUUUUGAUUAGCCAACUCUAGUGUUGUGGGAAGGGCAGCAUGCAAUUUCAACUCUAGUUGCUUCCUGUUUUCUCGGGACAAUUCGCAGCAGAUUGUGGAGAUCAAGAGGUGAAGGUGAACUCUGAGUGUGAUGAGUGAGCCAAAGAUCAGGCGUUGGGUUGGAAAGUACGAGGUUGGCAAAACGAUUGGUGAAUGUGCUUUUGCAAAAGUGAGGUUUGCUCAAGAUUCUGAGACAGGACAACCCGUGGCUCUCAUGAUCCUUGAUAAAGAGAAGGUUCUUAACCAUAAGAUGGCUGAUCAAAUUAAGAGAGAUAUUUCUACUAUGAAGUUGAUAUACCAUCCAAACGUAGUUCAGCUUUAUGAGGUUUUGGCGAGCAAGGCGAAGAUGUAUAUUGUCCUAGAGUUCAUCAGUGGUGGAGAGCUUUUUGAAAAAAUUAAAAAUGAUGGGCGCAUGAAUGAAGACGAUGCACGGAGAUACUUCCAGCAGCUUAUCAACGCAGUUGAUUACUGCCACAGCAGGGGUGUGUACCACAGAUACUUGAAGCCAGAAAAUUUGCUUCUUGAUGCUCAAGGAAAUCUGAAAGUCUCUGAUUUUGGAUUCAGUGCCUUGUCCCAACAAGUCGAGGACAAUGGCCUUCAUCACACUGCAUGUGGAAUUCCAAACUAUGCUGCUCCUGAGGUUCUUAUUGAUCAAGACUAUGAUGGGGCAAAGGCAGACUUGUGGUCAUGUGGAGUGAUACUCUUUGUGCUACUUGCUGGUUACUUGCCUUUCGAGGAUUCUACUCUCACGACGUUGCACAAAAAGAUUUCAUCUGCUGAAUUCAGUUUUCCUACUUGGCCCUCUUCUGGUGCUAAGAACUUGAUUGUCCGAAUCUUGGAUCCAAACCCUAUGACUCGGAUUACAAUUCCAGAGAUUUUGGAAGAUGAGUGGUUCAAGAAAGAUUACAAGCCAGCUGUGUUUGAAGAGAAGAAAGAAGCAAAUUUGGCUGAUGUGGAAGCUGUUUUUAACGAUUCUGAAGUGGUACUACUUGUGGUGAUGUUCGUUCAAGGACCAAACUGAUGAACGGGUUGAUAGAACGAGGGAGACCGCAAGAGGCACAUUCCAUUUUCAACACUCUUAUUGAGGAAGGCCACAAGCCAAGCAUCAUCACAUACACCACUCUUGUAACUGCAUUGACCCGUCAGAAGCACUUCCACUCUCUCCUUUCCCUUAUCUCUAAAGUCGAGAAAAAUGGCCUCAAACCUGACACCAUUCUCUUCAAUGCCAUCAUCAACGCCUCUUCCGAGUCUGGAAAUCUAGAUCAAGCAAUGAAGAUCUUUGAAAAGAUGAAGGAAAGUGGAUGUAAACCCACAACAAGUACAUUCAAUACUCUCAUUAAAGGGUAUGGAAAACUUGGUCAGCUAGAGGAAUCUUCAAGACUCCUGGAGAUGAUGUUACGAGAUGAGA